AUGGAUCCAUUGGUUAUUGCCGAACCUGCUGCAGCAACAGCAAGGCCUGGAGCUUCAGCUUUGCCCACUUGCAAUCACCGCAGUGCUCUUACAGCAGCAGCAGCAGCAGCAGCAGCAGGAACGGCAGCAGCAGCAGCAGUAGCAGCAGCCAGCAGCAGAGAGUGCCUCGCCUGCCAGUUUUCCCAAGUCGGCCUCAAGAUCAGCAGCAGCAGCCCCUGCGGCAGGUUCAGCAGCAGGAUGCGCCCCACACUGCCACCUGCUGCUGCUGCUACCGCAGCAGCAGCAGAAGCGACUCCUGCUGCAGCGGCUCCCGCUGCAGCAUCGGAAGCAGCUCCUGCUGCAGCGGUUCCCGCUGCAGCAGCAGCUGCUGCGCCUGCUGCAGCUGCUGCUGCUGCCUCACCAAAGCCUGCUUCUGCUUCUGCGCGGGGCGUCGAGACUGCAGCAGCAGCAAGCAGCAGCAGCAGCAGUAGCAGCAGAAGUGGGCAAGGCGCCUUGCAGGGGCAGCAGCGGCAGCAGCAGCAGCAGCCUGGCGGGGCAAUCUGCUCACCAGGAGCAGCCUCGAACGCUGCAGCAGCAGCAGCAGCAGCAGCAAAACUCGAUGAAGCAGCAGCAGCAGAAAUGAGAAAAAAUGGACCCCUGGUGGUUAUUGUCACGGGCAUGGCGGGCAGCGGGAAGACAACGCUGGUGAAGGCCAUGCAGGAGGUGUUGACUGGCCUGGGCAAAGUGGUGUACGCGGUGAACCUGGACCCUGCAGCAGCAGCAGUUCCUUUUGCUGCUGCAGUGGAUAUUCGCGACAGCAUAAAUUAUAAACACUUAAUGAGGGUUUACCAGUUGGGGCCGAACGGGGGGAUGUUGACGGCCCUAAACCUCUUUGCCACCAAGAUCGGCGCGCUGCUGCAGCUCAUUUUCAACAGAAGCAGCAGCAGCAGCAGCAGCAGCAGCAGCAGCAGCAGCAGCAGCAGCAGCGGGGGCAAAGGGGGUGAAGGGCGCGCGGGGGAAGCUGCGCAGCAGAGCGAGGGAGGACCCGCCGCCCCCAGCAGCAGCAGCAGCAGCAACAGCAGCAGCAGCAGCAGCAGCAGCAGCAGCAGCAGCAGCAAAAGGGGGAUUGACGUGGUGCUGGUGGACACUCCGGGGCAAAUAGAAGUGUUUACUUGGAGCGCAAGUGGGGCUUUAAUUGCAGAAGCUUUUGCUGCUAGCUUCCCAACUUUGCUGCUGUAUGCAGCAGAUUGCUGCAGCUGCCAAGCCCCAAACAGCUUCCUCAGCAACUUAGUGCAUGCAUGCAGCGUUUGCUUCCGCCACAAACUCCCCUUUUUGCUGCUGCUCAACAAAACAGAUGCAGCAGACCCCAACAAAGUCCUCAAACUCCUCAACAACUACGAAGACUUCCAGGAAGCCCUUUUGGCGGACGAUCGUUACAUGGGUAGCCUGGGCCGCUCCACGGCUUUGGCGCUGUGCAGCUUUUACGAGAAAAUUGAAACUCUGGGAGUUUCUGCUGCCACUUUGGAGGGGAUGGACAAGCUGUGGCCCUGUCUGCUGAGGCUGCGGCAAGAGUACCAAGAGCAGUAUAUUCCCUAUUUGCUGCAGCAGCGGCAGCGGGCGCAGGAGCGGAAGCUGAAGCAGCAGCAGCGCCAGCUGGAGCGCUUUAUAGCUGACAGCAGCAGCAGCAGCAGCAGCAGUGGGCGCGCAGCAGCAGCAGCAGAGAAAAGCGACAAACGAGAAGCGGACUAG
Eimeria tenella is the source of this 1728-nucleotide messenger RNA. RefSeq names its product XPA-binding protein, putative. The transcript is spliced from 4 exons. Gene Ontology annotation, molecular function: GTPase activity. The record is from RefSeq and is a predicted model, not a curated record. NCBI's taxonomy places the organism in Eukaryota, Apicomplexa, Conoidasida, Eucoccidiorida, Eimeriidae. Bases 1 to 1728 code for a protein of 575 amino acids.